Carcharodon carcharias (great white shark) is the source of this 7414-nucleotide messenger RNA. It is a transcript of the gene abca4b, whose product is annotated as ATP-binding cassette, sub-family A (ABC1), member 4b. Bases 1 to 6909 code for a protein of 2302 amino acids. The record is from RefSeq and is a predicted model, not a curated record. Gene Ontology annotation, molecular function: ATP hydrolysis activity; ATP binding; lipid carrier activity. The transcript has 50 exons. NCBI's taxonomy places the organism in Eukaryota, Metazoa, Chordata, Chondrichthyes, Lamniformes, Lamnidae. Gene Ontology annotation, cellular component: membrane; intracellular membrane-bounded organelle. Gene Ontology annotation, biological process: transmembrane transport; lipid transport.
AUGAGCUCCUCCAAUCAGAUCUCUCUGCUGCUGUGGAAGAACUGGACGCUCAGGAAAAGACAAAAGCUCCGCUUUCUGGUGGAACUUGUCUGGCCUCUCUCUCUCUUUCUUGUAUUGGUUUGGCUACGGAAAUCAAAUCCGCUCUACCAACAACAUGAAUGCCAUUUUCCUAAUAAAGCGAUGCCCUCUGCAGGAAUGUUGCCAUGGCUACAGGGAAUUUUCUGUAAUCUGAGGAACCCCUGCUUCCGCUACCCUACUCAUGGAGAAUCUCCUGGUGUGGUUUCAAACUACAACAACUCCGUACUUGCUCGAGUAUACGCAGAUGUUCAGGAGAUGCUGUUUGAUAAGCCUGAAAUCUAUAAACUGAGAAAGAUCUGGGAUGAUGUGUGUUUUCUGUCUGACUUCAUGGAUAUACUCAGGACUAAUCCCAGAAAAGUUGCAGGGAAAGGUAUUCGAAUCAAAGAUAUUCUGAAGGAUGAUGAAACACUGACCUCCUUUUUACUGAAAGAAAUUAGACUCUCAGACUCCGUUGUUUAUCAGUUGAUUAACGCCCAAGUGCGGCCUGAAGAGUUUGCUUAUGGAGUUCCAGAUCUAGCCCUCAAAGAUAUAGCAUGCAGUCAGGUUCUCCUGGAUCGCUUCCUCAUCUUCUCGAAUCAACGGGGACUGCGCACUGUCCUGAAUGGAAUGUGUGUCCUCUCCCAGCAACGGCUCCAGAGAGUGGAAGAUGCACUUUAUGCAAAUGUGGACUUCUUUAAACUCUUCCAAACACUUCCAAGAGUGCUAAACCAAUAUUCAGAUGGAAUAGAUCUGCAUUUUUGGGUGAAUAUUAUGAAUGAUGCAUCACCCAUAUUAGAAGAGUUUAUCACAAAGGAUAGUAUUCAAGAUCUUCUCCAAGUGAUUUACCCACUCUUUACUGAAGAUGGCCCAGCUUCAUUCAGUCAGCUGAUGGAAUUGUUAUCAAAUCUAAUCUGUGGGUAUCCUGAGAGAGGAGGCUCUCGGAUCUUUUCGUUCAACUGGUAUGAAGAUAACAAUUACAAGGCUUUCCUUGGAAUUAACAGCACAAAGAAAGAGUCCCAGUUUACUUAUGAUUACACUACCACUCCUUUCUGUAACGCACUUAAUCAAAACAUGGAGUCUAACCCUGCAACCAAGAUAGUCUGGAAUGUGCUGAAACCACUACUGAUGGGGAAGAUUCUCUUUUCCCCAAAUUCCCCUGCAACCCAACAGCUGAUGAAAAAUGCUAAUGUCACUUUCGAGGAACUACACAGACUUAAGAAGAUUGGAAAGGUCUGGGAGGAGGUGAAGCCUCAGCUGUGGAACUUCCUCCGAAACAGUGUUCAAAUGAAUAUGAUACGAGACUCGAUAAAAAACCCCACAGUAUCAUAUUUCAUAAACAGGCAAUUGGAGGACAUAGACUUGACAGCAAGUGACAUCCUAAACUUCCUACACAACAGACAAUCCAGUGAACGUGCAGAAGGCAUGCCAAACUUUGACUGGCAAAACAUUUUUAAUAUAACAGACCAGAUCUUAAGCCUAUUCAAUAAUUACAUGGAGUGUUUAAACCUGGAUAAAUUUGAAGGCCUUUCUGAUGAGGGGCAGCUCACCCACCGGGCACUUUAUCUGUUGGAAGAGAACAAGUUUUGGGCUGGGAUUGUGUUUGUGGACAUGUAUCCCUGGACAAGCAAGCUUCCAACUCAUGUGAAAUACAAAAUACGAAUGGACAUUGAUGUAGUGGAGAGAACAAACAAAAUAAAAGACAGGUACUGGGACCCAGGUCCAAGAGCUGACCCAGUAGAUGACAUGCGCUAUAUCUGGGGAGGGUUUGCUUAUUUACAAGACAUGAUCGAACAUGGAAUUAUCAGGACUCACACGAACGUUGAGGUGCCAUCAGGGAUCUAUGUCCAGCAGAUGCCGUAUCCCUGCUUUGUUGAUGACAUGUUCAUGCUUGCAUUAACCCGCUGCUUCCCAGUGUUUAUGGUGCUCUCCUGGAUCUACUCUGUCUCCAUGAUCGUGAAGAGUAUUGUGCUUGAGAAGGAGAUGAGGCUGAAAGAGACCCUGAAAAUCAUGGGAGUCAGUAACUGGGUGCAUUGGGUCACCUGGUUCAUCGACAGCUUCACCAUGAUGGCUGCCAGCACAGUGCUGGCAACCAUAGUGAUUAUGAGAGGAAAUGUUCUUCACUACAGCAACUCUUUCCUUCUCUUUGCAUUUCUCCUGGUGUUUACUGUGGCCACCAUUAUGCAGUGUUUCCUGUUGAGCGUAUUCUUCUCCAAGGCCAACCUGGCAGCUGCUUGCAGUGGGAUAAUUUACUUCACCCUCUAUCUGCCUCACAUUCUCUGCUUCGCGUGGCAGGACCGUAUGACCACAAACAUUAAAUUGGCAGCGAGCUUGUUGUCUCCGGUGGCAUUUGGCUUUGGCACUGAAUACCUAUCCCGUUAUGAGGAGCAGGGACUGGGACUUCAGUGGGACAAUAUCCGUACCAGCCCUGUUGAGGGAGACGAGUAUAAUAUGCUGCUCUCCAUCAAGAUGAUGCUGUUUGAUGCCUUUUUGUAUGGAGUACUUGCCUGGUAUCUUGAUGCUGUGUUCCCAGGUCAAUAUGGAAUACCCUCUCCAUGGUAUUUUCCACUACAGCCCUCGUACUGGUUUGGUGCUGAAAAGUCACAACCUAUCACAGAUGCUUUAAUGGAACAAGAUAAUCUUUCAGGAAACCCCUUCUACGAGAAGGAGCCGUCAAGUCUGACACUGGGAGUGUCUAUUCAGAACCUAGUGAAGACUUUUGGAGAGGGGCACAAGCCAGCUGUGGAUGGACUGAGCAUUAACUUCUUUGAAGGGCAGAUCACUUCCUUUUUGGGUCACAAUGGAGCUGGAAAGACAACAACAAUGUCCAUGUUGAUUGGGCUGUUUCCACCCACAUCUGGUACUGCAGUCAUUAAUGGCAAAGAUAUCCGCUCAGACAUUGAUGCAAUUCGACAGGACAUUGGCAUGUGUCCCCAGCACAACAUUUUAUUUAACAACUUAACAGUGGCAGAACAUAUCUUAUUUUAUACUCAGCUAAGAGGCCAGACAGUAGAAGAGGCAGAGAAGCAGACAGAAAUAAUGUUGGAUGAGGUUGGACUUCCUCACAAGAGAGAUGAGCUGGCUCAAAAUUUAUCAGGCGGAAUGCAGCGCAAACUAUCGGUAGCUUUAGCAUUCAUUGGAGCAGCUAAAGUGAUCGUUUUGGAUGAACCAACAUCUGGAGUAGACCCUUAUUCCAGACGAUCCAUCUGGGACCUUUUACUCAAAUACCGCUCAGGGAGAACCAUCAUCCUCUCCACUCAUCACAUGGAUGAAGCAGAUCUUCUCGGUGACAGGAUCGCAAUAAUUUCUCAGGGAAAGCUGCAGUGUUGUGGCUCCUCCUUGUUUCUCAAGAAUUGCUUUGGCUCUGGUUUCUAUCUUACCCUGGUUCGCAGGAUGAAGAAAGCAAAACGAAGGAAACAAAAUGCCUCACUGACGUGUACCUGUGGAUCAGGCUGCUCCUGCUCCUGCUCCAACUGUUUCCCUAUUGAUGAGACUCUGCCAGAAGAAGAAUUAGAUGGUGAUGUGGACGCAUUGACAAGUCUCAUCCACCAUCAUGUUCCUGAGGCCAAGCUGAUAGAAAAUGUUGGCCAAGAGCUUUACUACUUGCUGCCCAGUAAAGACUUCAAACAUCGGGCCUACGCCAGCCUGUUCCGGGAAAUCGAAGAGACCCUCCAAGAUCUAGGCCUCAGCAGCUUUGGUGUGUCUGACACAUCGCUGGAGGAGAUAUUCUUAAAGGCUACUGAAGAUCCUUUGCACAGAACAGACUGUCUGAUACCAAGAAAAUCAGAAGCAGGCCUUAGAGAGGAACACAAGGCAACAGUUGUCAACAUUGAGACUAACAAUGCACCCAAAGAGGCUUCCAAGAAUGGACAGGAAUCGGAGAAAGGACAAGGUAGUGAAAGGAAACCAUCUGCUGCUGAGGGAAAAUCAAAUGGAGAGCCAGCGGCAGAAAGUACAGAUCCAGCCUCUGCUGGGCCUCCUGACCCCACAAUCGACAACCAGGACCUGGGUGGAAACGAUGGGAAAGGCUCCAGGCAGAUUAAAGGUUCAGACCUGAUCAAACAACAGUUCAAGGCAUUGUUUAUCAAAAGAUUCAACCAUGCUAUUCGCAGUCAGAAGGAUUUCUUGGCACAGUUUCUCCUUCCUGCAAACUUUGUGCUGUUGGCUCUGAUCUUCUCACUCAUAAUCCCUCCUUUUGGGGAGUAUAAAAGUUUAACAAUUCACCCCUGGAUGUAUGGGAAGCAGUACACCUUCUUCAGCAAUGAACGUCCAUGGAAUAAGAAGAUGAGUCAGCUAACAGAGGUGUUGGUGAAUAAACCUGGAUUUGGGACGCGCUGUAUGAGGGAGAAUCCCAUUGUGGGUUAUCCCUGCAGUAAUAAGACCUCUAACUGGGAAAUCCCUAAGCGGGACCCUGCGAUUGUCAACCUACUGCGAUCCCCAUUAUAUUCUGGCAGCAAUGCCUCACCAUCCUGUCAGUGCAGCACAAGAGGUCGGAUGAUAAUGCUCCCUUACUGCCCUGAAGGAGCUGGUGGUCUUCCUCCAGUACAGAGAAUCCAGCGUACAACGGACAUCCUGCAGAACCUUACCAAAAGGAACAUAUCAGAUUUCCUGGUCAAAACAUACCCCAAACUGAUAAAAAGCAGCAUGAAGAGCAAAUACUGGGUUAACGAACAAAGGUAUGGUGGGAUCUCAAUCGGGGGAAAGCUUCCAGUUUUACACCUCGACCUUAAACAGAUCGAUACCUUUUUCACUCAGUUGGGCCGGAUGUUCAAUAUCACUGGGGGCAAGAAUACACAGAUGGCGUUCAGAAGCUUAGAUGCUUUCCUGAAGCAUUUUGAGACUGAAGAGAAUAUCAAGGUGUGGUUCAAUAACAAAGGCUGGCAUGCCAUAGUUGCAUUCAUGAAUGUUGCCAACAACGCGAUUCUCCGAGCAAACUUACCUGACCGGCAACAUGCAGAGGACUACGGCAUAACAGUUAUAAGCCACCCACUCAACCUGACAAAGGAGCAGCUAUCAGAGGUUACUGUCCUUACUACCUCAGUGGAUGCAGUGAUUUCAAUCAGUGUUGUCUUCGCCAUGUCAUUUGUCCCAGCCAGCUUUGUGCUCUACCUGAUUCAAGAGAGGGUUUCGAACGCUAAGCACCUGCAAUUUGUCAGUGGAAUGAGCCCAACCACUUACUGGAUGUCCAACUUUCUCUGGGACAUGUGUAACUAUUCGGUAACCACAGUAAUGGUGGUCUUAAUCUUCAUCGGCUUCAAUAAGAAAGCUUACACUUCUCCAAAAAACCUGCCAGCUUUCAUAGCCUUGUUGCUGCUCUACGGCUGGGCUGUGACUCCCCUGAUGUACCCAGCAUCUUUUGUGUUCAGUGUUCCUAGCACAGCCUACGUUGCUCUGUCCUGCAUCAAUCUCUUCAUUGGUAUCAAUGGCAGUGCCGCCACUUUUGUACUCGAGUUGUUUGAAAAUGACAGGGCAUUACAGAUGUUCAAUAAAAUGUUGAAAAAUAUUCUGAUAAUAUUUCCACAUUUUUGCCUGGGAAGGGGUCUGAUUGAUAUGGCCAUGAAUCAAGCAGUGACUGACGUAUAUGCAAGGUUUGGUGAAGAUUUUUAUUUUAACCCAUUCCAUUGGGAGUUCAUUGGCAAGAACCUUACAGCCAUGGCAAUCGAAGGAGUCGUCUACUUCCUUUUGAAUCUCAUUUUCCAGCAUCGCUUUUUUCUCAGCCAUUUGCCACCAAGUCUCAACAACUUGCCUGCCAUUGAAGAAGAUGACGAUGUAGCUGAGGAACGUGCAAGGAUUCGGAGUGCGGGCAAGCACGACAUUUUGAAAAUAAAGGAACUGACCAAAUAUUACAUGGGGAGAAACAGGCCAGCUGUGGAUAGAAUCAGCGUAGGCAUUCGACCAGGAGAGUGCUUUGGGCUUCUGGGUGUCAAUGGUGCUGGAAAGACGACUACAUUCAAAAUGCUGACAGGGGACGUAGAUCCCACCUCUGGCGAAGCUUCAAUAGCGGGCUACAGUAUUCUCACCCAUAUUGACGAUGUUCACCAGAACAUGGGAUACUGCCCCCAGUUUGAUGCUAUCGAUGACUUGCUCACGGGCCGUGAACACCUUUUACUGUACGCAAGGCUGCGUGGUGUCCCAGAAGAUGAGAUUGACCGGGUUGCCGACUGGGGCAUUGAGAAGCUGGAUCUCACUAAGUAUGCCAAUCAGAUAGCUGGCACAUACAGCGGAGGGAACAAACGGAAACUCUCCACAGCCAUCGCCCUCAUUGGCUGCCCUCCAGUUGUGUUACUGGAUGAGCCAACUACAGGCAUGGAUCCAAAGUCUCGUCGGUUCCUCUGGAAUUGUAUUCUCAGUAUUAUCCGGAAAGGAAGAGCUGUAGUGUUGACCUCACACAGCAUGGAAGAAUGUGAAGCUCUCUGCACAAGACUGGCCAUCAUGGUGAAUGGACAGUUCAAGUGUCUGGGUACCACACAGCACCUGAAAUACAAGUUUGGCGAUGGCUAUGUGGUGACUUUGAAGGUUCAAGGAACUCAGCCUGGAGCUUCACCUGACCUGAAUCCAGCAGAAGUAUUCUUCAAGAGCAACUUCCCCAACAGCUUGCAAAUAGAGAAACAUCACAACAUGAUCCAGUAUAAGCUGUCUUCUUCAUCAUUAUCCAAAAUCUUCCAGUUACUGAUCUCCAACAAAGAGCAGCUGAAGAUAGAUGAAUACUCAGUUUCACAAACAACUUUAGACCAGGUAUUUGUGAACUUUGCCAAACAACAGAUGACUGAGGAUGAAAAUCUUGCUCUCCAUCCGCGUGCUGCUGGAGCCAGGAGGGAGGUAAAGGUAACACCAGCUCCAGUGGAACCCACUUAACCAAAUAUUACCAACACUUCCACUACUGAGGCAAAUAAGGAGAAGAAAUCUUGAGGAAGUGCCAACAAAACAGCAAUAAACAGACUGCACUACAUGGACUAAAUCACAAACAUUCUGAAUGUGACAUCUCUCCUCAGGGUGAUUACAAUAACACAAACCCCACAUGUGACAACUCUACAGUAUCAAUGUGAUUAUAAUUACCGGGAUCAGCAAACGGUAACAUCAAGUUUUGUGACAUGCAGAUUAAUGAGCAGCCAAUCUCAAAGAUCAUAUAUGUUUACCUCUAAUGGCAAGUCUACUAUCAAGGGGAAUGAUAGCUAUAAAUUGUGCAUGGCUGCAAUCAUCUCUCACGGUCAUUGCAUUGAUGCCUGCAGAGGAAUUCAUUUUAAUGUUGUGCAUUCCCCAUAACCUACAUCAUGCAUGUAUAUGUAAUAUGGGUGUGUGUAAAUAUAUAUAUAUAUAUUAUAUAUAUACACACAUAGAAAUUAAAUCUUUAUGUACUAAA